Molecule: messenger RNA, 516 nt
Organism: Heterobasidion irregulare TC 32-1
Lineage: Eukaryota; Fungi; Basidiomycota; Agaricomycetes; Russulales; Bondarzewiaceae
Exons: 2
Coding region: 1-516 (171 amino acids)
Source: RefSeq, a predicted model, not a curated record
AUGCCAUCACUCACGUCUUCUUUACCUUGGACAACGAGCUCUGAGAGCCCCUCGUCUACUUGGCAACCUCUUUUGUCGCCCUCUUCGCAAUCAACACCUCCAUCGCCUAGGCCAUCACUCGCAUCGCCUCCCCUGCACAUUCCGGAACCAGCGCUGCAGCCUGAAGGGGCCGUUGAGCCACCCAAAACGGCGUCCCGACGCACGCCCCCGCCCUCAGCUGUGCCACAGCCUCGUUUCCGGUUCAACGGGAACACCCACUCCGUCGACAUCCCCCUCCCCUGCCCUGGCGGCAGACCGUUCGCUCCGGAGAUGAUCACAAUAUCGCUGAAGAGAGGAGACCGGAUGGACAUCGUCGCAGAUGCAUGGCAUCUCGAAGAAGAUUGCCAUUAUGAGUGGCACAUCUCACUCCCACGGGCGAUCGAUAUAUCAUCCCUCCGCGCCAGAUUCAACGACGAUGGGACUCUCCUCACUAUCGAUGUGCGGAACACUCGUUAUUCAAACCGCGCGGGCAAUUAA